GGUUGAAAAGCGAACAUCAUCAUCAUCUUUCUUUCGCCGCGCUUCCCUUUGUCUAGCCUGUCCUCUUUCAUCUUUAAUCCUCAAACCAGCCUCCAAUACCUCCUCGAGGCCUCUUUCUUCUAUGACUAUUUAAUUCCUUCUUCUCGUCUCUACUCAGGAAGACAUUUGGACAUUCUGGCAUCAAUCCUCAUCCGGAGCCAACUAGGCUUUCUUUUCCGCACGUGAAGGCAUACAGGGAUACCGUCUGGGCCUUCUCAAUCGUGCAACUAACUUAUCUGGACUUACUACUAUAUUGCUCUUCGUAGUCGAAGGGACCAGGCCCGCUUUACGCCACCACCACCAUCUACCACCAUCUACCACCAGGCAAGAUGGUGUACAUUCGCCAGCACGAACUGCCGAACCUGCGGCAGUACCGCUAUGCGGGAGUGGACCACUCGCUCGUCAGUCGUUAUAUUUUGAAACCGUUCUACAAUGAUUUUGUCAUCAAAUUCUUCCCAAUGAGCAUGGCUCCUAAUGCUAUCACCUUGACCGGAUUCUUCUUUGUGGUAGUCAACUUCAUCACCAUCCUAUGGUACAACCCGACUCUAGACCAGGACUGCCCUCCCUGGGUCUAUGCCAGUUGCGCCCUCGGGUUGUUCCUCUAUCAGACAUUCGACGGUGUAGACGGCAUUCAAGCGCGGAGAACCAAGCAGAGUGGCCCUCUGGGUGAGCUGUUUGAUCACAGUGUCGAUGCUUGCAACACGGCUUUGGGAGUCCUGAUCUUUUGUGCGGCCAUGAAUCUCGGACAGUCAUGGGCCACGAUACUCACUCUUUUCGGAUCAACUAUGACUUUCUACGUCCAGACCUGGGACGAGUAUUACACCCAAGUACUGACCCUGGGAAUCAUUUCCGGCCCCGUGGAAGGUGUCCUCACGCUCUGCGUUGUCUUUGGAUUCACGGCCUACAUGGGUGGCGGCAGCUUCUGGCACCGGCCCAUGCUCGAGACCAUCGGUCUCUCAAAGCCGGGUUUCCUGCCGGAUCAGCUCUACGGAAUGGCCUUUACGCAGUGGUACUUGGUAUAUGGCGGAGUCCUCCUCUUCUUCGCCACGGGUUCCAGCAUCGUACAUGUCAUGAAGAUCCGCCGUGAGCGUGGCCAGGACCCCAUCAAGCCUCUCUAUGGUCUCCUCCCACUCGUGGCUGUAUGGACUCUGGUCCCGGCCUACCUGUCUCUUCAACCGACCAUCCUGGAGAACCACGCGAUUGCGUUCUGUCUGUAUGUUGGCCUGAUCAACGCGUACGCUGUGGGCCGAAUGAUCAUCGCGCACCUGGUCAAGACCAGUUUCCCUUACUUCAACAUGCUCCUGGUUCCUCUUGCCCUGGCUACGAUCGACAGUGCUGGCGACAAGUACGGUCUCUGGUCGAGUGUUCUGGGAAACGAGGCUGGCCAGGUUGCUUUCGUGUGGGUGUGUCUGGGUCUAUCCAUUGGCGUGUAUGGUAGCUUCGUGCAUGAUAUCAUCACAACGAUAUGCGACUACAUCGACAUCUGGUGCUUGACUAUCAAACAUCCGCAACCGCAUGUGGAGGUGGUUGUUGCGAACGGAGUUCCGAAGAAGACGAACUAGUGUCGCAUGUUGAGGUCGUUGUUGUGGGGAUUAGACCAUGAUGAAGAAGUACCGAUGUUGUAUGAUAGAGACGGUGUCGCUCGAUCAUCGGGUGGCGAAGUCAAGCGCAUGGAGUGCACUUGGAUAAUGAUGUCGUGAGGGGGGAGGUUGUGCCGGGGGUGGAGAUGUCGGGUACAUGUCGCCCAGGCCGGACCAUUAGUCAUGAAUUGAAGAUUAAAGCAGCGUAUAUUAUUAGUGUUAGCAAUUUCGCAGCCAGCGAC
Aspergillus homomorphus CBS 101889 is the source of this 1861-nucleotide messenger RNA. Its product is annotated as aminoalcoholphosphotransferase. Gene Ontology annotation, biological process: phospholipid biosynthetic process. Gene Ontology annotation, cellular component: membrane. The transcript has 7 exons. The record is from RefSeq and is a predicted model, not a curated record. The coding region runs from base 369 to 1601 and encodes 410 amino acids. Gene Ontology annotation, molecular function: phosphotransferase activity, for other substituted phosphate groups. NCBI's taxonomy places the organism in Eukaryota, Fungi, Ascomycota, Eurotiomycetes, Eurotiales, Aspergillaceae.